Molecule: messenger RNA, 1197 nt
Organism: Penicillium coprophilum
Lineage: Eukaryota; Fungi; Ascomycota; Eurotiomycetes; Eurotiales; Aspergillaceae
Product: epoxide hydrolase family protein
Exons: 8
Coding region: 1-1197 (398 amino acids)
Biological process (GO): epoxide metabolic process
Molecular function (GO): epoxide hydrolase activity
Source: RefSeq, a predicted model, not a curated record
AUGUUGCCAUUCAGUAUCCCGCCGUCCACAGCAACGGCCUCCCUUACACCAUUCAAAUCCGCCAUCCCCAACGCGAAACUCAUCGAGCUCGAAACGUUGCUCAAGGCAGCCAAAUUUGCACCGCCUACCUAUGAGAAUUCUCAGCUAGACCGUCGCUAUGGUGUCUCUACCGACUGGCUAGUGACGAUGCGAGAUUUAUGGCUGAGGUCUUAUCACUGGAAAUCCUCGGAGGAUCGAAUUAACAGUUUCCCUCAGUAUACCACCGAAAUCGAGGGUCUUGCAAUUCAUUUUGUAGGGUUGUUUUCCCAAAGGAAGGAUGCUGUUCCUCUGCUGUUGGUGCAUGGAUGGCCUGGGAGCUUCCUCGAGUUUCUGCCUAUACUGCAGAAGUUCCGAGAGGAGUAUACCCCGGAAACCUUGCCUUAUCACUUGAUUGUACCUUCUUUGCCAGGUUUCACAUUUUCCUCUGGACCCCCAUUGGAUAGGGACUUUGAAAUAGCUGAUAUUGCUCGUGUGUUGGAUCAACUGAUGAAAGGCCUCGGCUUUGGGAGCGGAUAUGUUGCCCAGGGAGGUGAUAUUGGAAGUCGGAUUGCCAGGCAUUUGGGUGUGGAACAUGAGAGCUGCAAAGCUGUACACGUAAAUGUGGUUUUCAUGAGAAAGCCGGACGGUAUGACAGAUGACCACCUAAAUGCUUCUGAGAUACAGGGCAUCAAGAGGAUGACAGAGUUUGUGGCUACCGGUGCAGCUUAUGCGAUGGAGCAAGGCACCCGACCUAGCACCAUCGGGCACGUUCUGGCAUCGAGCCCUAUCGCUCUACUAGCAUGGAUUGGAGAGAAAUUCCUCGAAUGGGUCGACGAUCCGCUUGCCGCAGAUGACAUUUUGGAAUCUAUCACCUUGUACUGGCUGACGGAGACGUACCCUCGAGCGAUCUAUACUUAUCGAGCGAACUAUCCUGCGCCACCGCUUCCGUCCUCCAAUGACCCCCGUAUGUAUAUCCACAAGCCAUUCGGAUUUUCUUCUUUCCCCAUGGAGCUUGCUCCACUGCCGCGCUCAUGGAUUGAAACCACUGGAAAUUUGGUCUUCUGGGAGAAGCACUCGAAGGGUGGUCAUUUUGCAGCACUGGAGCAGCCUGAUGAAUUGAAGGCGGACCUGGUCAAGUUCAUAGACCAGGUGUGGCCAGGCAUUAUUGGUGCCGAAUAA